Cotesia glomerata is the source of this 1648-nucleotide messenger RNA. Its product is annotated as epidermal growth factor receptor substrate 15 homolog. The transcript has 7 exons. Lineage: Eukaryota; Metazoa; Arthropoda; Insecta; Hymenoptera; Braconidae. Bases 82 to 1311 code for a protein of 409 amino acids. The record is from RefSeq and is a predicted model, not a curated record.
AAAAUAAUGUAAAUUUGAGACAUUAUUAUUAUUGGUUCAAAAAAUUAUUAAUUUAAAAAAGAAAAAAAAUAGUUUAAAAAAAUGGAUUCAGUUGCUGUUACGGUACCAUUGCGCCCACCGACUAAAAAAAUGAAAAAACGCAAGGAACUUGACGCAUUAGCACCGUCACAUGUUAUAUCACGACGAGUUUCAGGAAAACGCAGCUCUCAGGAAUUGCUGACAGAUAGCAGCGAUGAUAGAUCAGAAUAUUGGAACGUUUCUGUAAGAGGGAAUCGCAAGACAGCUGCAAGAAGAAAUCGGUCUUGUCCGGGUCUUUUAAAGGCCUGCAGCGCGUUUUUCGGAUGCGCUUCUUUGCUGGCGACGGCCAGUCUCAUUUGGCUGUUUAUCGAUGUCCGUCAGCAACUCACGUCACUCAGAACGGAAGUCGACCAAGCUAUUGCCGGUAGUGAAGGCGUACCAGAUGCAUUGCAAAAAUGCCACUCGUUGUCGAAAGAUUUGCAGAAUAAUCAAACUUUGUUAUUUACACAAUUAACUGAUGUUAAAGCUCAAAUUAAUAAUUUUACUAUUCAGCUGACAAACAUACAAAAAGGACUCCAUCAAGUACAAGAGCUUCUCCACGAUGCACCAGAAUUAACAAACAUACCGACUCAAGUAAAGUCCAUAAGUUCAAGUGUCGCAACUUUUGGAAGUAAAAUUCGGGAUUUAAGAGUCACUGUUGACGCUUUAAAAGAGACUGAAACUAAAUUACAAGAUGCACAACAUGAUCUUCAAAGGAAUAUCACUAAUAUAAAGACGGCUCUAGAUGAAUUAACAAAAGUAACUCAGAAAUUAACAAUGCCAACAAACGAGUCUAAAGUUAAAACUGAAGAAUUGAGUAACACGAUAUCUGAGUUAAGAAAUAAUUUGUCGUCGAUUAAUGACACGCUCACACAUGGUUAUCAAUCGCUUUCCGAUGAUCAGCAGAAAGAUCAUAAAUUGUUGGUUUCAUUGCAAGACACCACACUAAAUGCAAGUAUGCAAGUAAAGUCUUUAGAAGCAGAGUGUGCUAAAGCUAAUGAACAAACAACUAUCGUUAGUUCUGUUAAAAAAUUAACUGAUGAGGUAAACAACGUCCGAAGCGUAGAUGCAAGUUUGAUGAGUCGCAUUGAACAGUUAGAAUACUCGUACAAAAAUCUAAAAAAUUCAACGAACCAAAUGCUGACAUUGAACUCCAGCACCGAUAUUAAGCAACCGAAUGUCAAUGCUACCGAUAGUAAUAAUAAUAAUAAUAAUAAUGGGCAAACGAUAGCUGAUGGACUACUACCGCAUUAAUGUAAUUGCAAUAACAAUUAGGUAUCAAAAGUGAUAAUUGUUUAACGAGCGUAAAUAAAAAAUUAUUGAUAAGAGUUAAAGAUAUAUGAUUAUAAUUAUAAUUAUGAUAAUAAAUAAUUAUAAAAAAAGCUGUAUUAUAGAAAAAAAAAUACGAAAAAUAAGUAUUAUUGUGUAUUUGUAUAUAUUGAUUUAAUUCAGAUACUUUAUAUUAAUAUAUAAUAUCUAAAAAAAUCUAACGCACGAACAAAUGUCAGUUAAUUAAUCUUAUAAAUGCGAAUUGUGUUUGUGAAUAAUUAAAUGUUUGCGUGAUUGCUGAAUAAAUAAGUUAUUUGAUUAA